AUGCCGUUUGGACUCAAAAACCCCGGUCCAACAUUUCAAUGGUUAGUCACCAUGAUGUUCAAAGAUCAGUUGGGAAAAACGAUGGAGGUGUAUAUAGAUGAUAUGGUUGUAAAAUCAGAAAGAGCGGAAGACCAUCUGAUUCAUUUAAAAGAAGUGUUCGCAAUAAUAAGGCAACUCAACAUGAAGCUGAACCCAGAAAAAUGUGCAUUCAAUGUAUCCUCUGGAAAGUUCUUGGGGUUUAUGGUUUCAAAACGAGGAAUAGAGAUAAAUUCAGACCAGAUAAAGGCAAUCGAAAACAUUCCCGAUGAUCUCAACAACAUAAAAGAGCAACAAAACUUUGAGUGGAAGCCAGAAUGUAAACAAGCGUUGCAAGAACUCAAAAGAUAUCCACAUUUAGAAAAAUUGGCCCUGGCUUUAAUACGUGCUGCUAGAAAAUUAAGGCAUUAUUUUCCAAGCCAUCCAAUUGCCGUGGUAACGACAUUCCGUCCACGGAGUGUUCUCCAUAGACCGGAGUUAUCAGACAGAUUGGCUAAAUGGGCAAUUGAACUUAGUGAAUUUGAUAUUACUUAUCAACCUAGAAAUGCUAUAAAAUCGCACAUUCUUGCCGAUUUUGUGGCAGAUUUUAAUUCAAAAUUAACUUCAGAAGUGGAAAAAGAAACCAUCACAAAUACGGGGUUAUCCUCUGGGAUAUGGACCUUGUACACUGAUAAGGCAUUUAAUGAAAGUUUAAAGCUGGCUUUGGAAUACGGAGCAAAAAGCAACAGGGUACAUUGUGAUUCUCAAUUGGUGGUUAACCAGGUGAAUGGAACUUUCAGUAUCAAAGACCUACGUAUGCAGAAGUAUCAAACACAAAUAUUAGACCUCUUUGCAAGAUUCAAGGAAUGGGAAUUAGAGCAGGUUCCACGAGAAAGUAAUGCCAAGGCUGACAGUUUAGCAAAAUUGGCAUCAGUUGCUGAUCCCGGAGAACCAGGAAGUAGAAGUGUGAUCCAUUUAUUGCAUCCAAUUGGUUGCGAAAUUGAAGUACAUGAGACGGGAUCGGCACAUGAUUGGAGGAAUAAAAUACUUAAUUUUUUGCAACAAGGGACUCAAUCCAUAGAUAAGAAAAAAGCACGAAAAUUGCGAGUAAAAGCAAUUAGAUAUUGCCUGGUUUAUGGAGAGUUAUAUCAGAGAACUUUUGGAGGGCUACUCGCCAAGUGUUUAAGCCCAAACGAUACGGAACCCACUAUGCAGCAAGUGCACAGUGGAUAUCGUGGAAAUCACUCCAGUGGGAGAUCUUUAGCCCGAUGUUUGCUACGUGCAGGUUAUUAUUGGAACACCAUAGACAAAGAUUCACAAAAUUUUGUAUGUCGAUGCAAAGAAUGCCAAGCAUAUGCAUCUGCAAUACAUCAUCCUGCAGAACCACUGCAUUUAGUCAUUACCCCAUGGCCUUUCAUGAAAUGGGGGCUCGACAUCAUGGGACCAUUCCCCGAAGCCAAAGUUCUUUGGUCUUACCGAGUUACAUACAAAACUAGUACUAGAGGAACACUUUUUUCAUUAGUUUAUGGAGCGAAAGUGUUGGUACCAAUUGACGUAAUGGAGCCAAGCAUAAGGUAUGUACAUGCAACAGAUGCGGAAAACGUGGAAGCAAUGAAGGAUGGACUUGAUUUGCUGGAAGAACACCGAGAAUUGGCUUUAAUCAAGUUAAAAACGUCGAAACAACAAGUGGAAAGAUAUUACAACAAUAAGACCAAAUUACGGCAAAUUAAAGUUGGGGACUUAGUCAUGCGAAUGGUAACUUCAGCUACCAAGAUACCGAACGAAGGUAAACUAGGAGCGAAUUGGGAAGGGCCCUAUAAGGUUAUAGCUGAUACAGGGAAAGGAACAUUUCAAUUGGAAACUUUGGAUGGAAAGAUUGUCUCCAACAACUACAACAUAAGCAACCUGAAGCUCUUCCAUUCCUAA
Molecule: messenger RNA, 1941 nt
Organism: Lycium ferocissimum
Lineage: Eukaryota; Viridiplantae; Streptophyta; Magnoliopsida; Solanales; Solanaceae
Exons: 5
Coding region: 1-1941 (646 amino acids)
Molecular function (GO): RNA-DNA hybrid ribonuclease activity; nucleic acid binding
Source: RefSeq, a predicted model, not a curated record